Nasonia vitripennis (jewel wasp) is the source of this 1959-nucleotide messenger RNA. RefSeq names its product high affinity copper uptake protein 1 (gene Ctr1A). Gene Ontology annotation, cellular component: membrane. The record is from RefSeq and is a predicted model, not a curated record. Lineage: Eukaryota; Metazoa; Arthropoda; Insecta; Hymenoptera; Pteromalidae. Gene Ontology annotation, biological process: copper ion transmembrane transport. Bases 23 to 694 code for a protein of 223 amino acids. The transcript is spliced from 5 exons. Gene Ontology annotation, molecular function: copper ion transmembrane transporter activity.
CAAGACGCGCGCGAACGAAAAGAUGGCCCACCAUGAUCACAUGGCACACAUGAUGGCGAUGAACACGUCCGGCUCACCCGACAUGACGGGUAUGGACCACAUGGACCACGGUCACAUGGCCAACACGAACCACCACAUGGACCACGGAAGCAUGAGCCACGAUCACGGCUCAGCCCAAGGCUCCUCGGACGCCUGCUCGGCUAUGUCUCAUGCCAUGCACGGGAUGUCGAUGGCCUUCCACGGCGGCUACUGCGAGAAGAUCCUCUUCGAGACGUGGCAGAUAUCCUCGGUGGCAGGGCUCAUCGGCUCCGUCAUCGGCAUCGUCAUCAUGUCCGCUCUGUACGAGGGUCUCAAAUACUACAGGGAAUACCUAUUCUGGAAGACGUACAACGCGCUGCAGUACAGGAGCGUGUCGAUGCCUCAGGAGAAGAACGUCGUCAACGACGACAACCGAGUUGUCCAUAUGGUCGGCGAGGUUAUCCACAAGCAACCGCCAACGAUGCUGUCGUGGAUGCACGCUUUCCAGACCCUGCUCCACAUAAUCCAGAUAAUCCUCUCGUACUUCCUGAUGCUGAUCUUCAUGACGUAUAACUCGUGGCUCUGCGCUGGCGUCGUGCUCGGAGCGGCGAUAGGCUACUUCCUCUUCGGCUGGAAGAAGUCGGUGAUCGUCGACGUGACCGAACACUGCCACUAGUGUUUGCUGCGCCGGCGACGACAGACCAACGUCUCGGCAGUGGCGCAGGAUGAUCUGCACACGACAACCAGCGCCUAGUGAAAGCGAUUUGUAUAAAUUAAUGAAUAAUAUGAAGAAACGAGAAAAAACAAAACACAAAGAAUAUCGUAUUAUACUGGUACUUGGAACACUGUGGUUCAAAGACUGGAAAGUAUACGAUGUGUAUAUGAGGAAUUGUAGAUGAUUAUGAUGAUGAAUUUUUUAUAGAGACGAACUGUACAUUGCUCGGAGUCGCUAAAUUACAUAUUUUCGUGGUGUAUACGUAUUUUUGGCUUUACUUUGAUGCCCUGUACAUGUGGUGCUGCAGUAUAGACGAGGGAGAAUUGGAUUCGUUGACGUUCAUGUAGCAACUGUGCGCGCGAAAAGAUACACACACGACUGAAUCUCCUAAGGAAAGUGUCGACUGAUGACGAUACCUAUUUUUAUACAGCAAGUUACGUGCGUAUUUGCAAAUGUCAUACGCGUACACUUUUUUUUUAUUUCUGCGCUGCGUGCUUCCUUCUUUUUAUUCGCACAUGAGUGUCGCAUGCGUGCGCGUCGUAAAUUUGAAUUCGAUGGAAGUUUGGCGAUUCAUUCGAUUGGAGAUGAUGGCAUGAGCGGAAUAAAGUGCCUAAGGUUUUUGUAUGUUAGUAAAACAAUAUUUUUGAAAUUUUUCGUGUUUAGUCUCCCGAUUGGAGAUUAUUGUAGAGCGCUCUUUAUAAUUUUAUUCACAAACUUGGUAACUGCGAGUUAUACCAAAUAGCAGAGAAUAAGUUCAUUUCCGUUCGUCGUGCUCGUCAGCCAAGCAAACUUGCAGAGAUUCAAAUUUUCGGCCAUACAUUCGAGUCCACGUGGAAGUCCCAAAGGCCGCACGAGUGAGAUUUGGACGUUUUUAUGUAACACGAAAUUUCAUGCGAUUGUCUGGUACAAUGACGCACUUAGAUAACAGAGAGAAAACUGAAUUCAUUGGCGUAACGCGCAGGGCUCUUUUCGAACGCACAUAUUCAAGCAAAUGGAAUUCAAAUUGUAAAUACUGUUGAUUCUAAUGAUGUAUAAUUACGUUGAAAGCGCAUGAAAUUGCGCACACCUUAUACGACUAUUCUUAGUUUUUCUUUUAUACGUGCGAACUUGCAGAAAUUUACUUUUAUAUGAACACUUAUGUAAUUGCAAAUAUACAUGGAAAAAGGUGUGCGAUGUAAGUAAUGUAAGUUGUUUACUAUGUAAAAUAAAAGAAUACAUAUAUUAUA